Messenger RNA from Trichechus manatus latirostris (Florida manatee), 1515 nucleotides. RefSeq names its product NUT family member 2G-like. The transcript is spliced from 11 exons. The record is from RefSeq and is a predicted model, not a curated record. Lineage: Eukaryota; Metazoa; Chordata; Mammalia; Sirenia; Trichechidae.
AUGGGGGGCGUGCAGUGUGGCCUCUGUGGCUUUGCCUUCUACUCCCGGAAGUACAUCUCGAAGGCUUCCCCUAGUUCCGCUGGGAUCUGCCAGCCUGGGGUGUCUGAGGUCCCUGAGGGGCUGGGUGGGCUGGGCCUGCUGCAAAAGGCUCAGGAAGCCAGCCCUGUCCUGCUGCCCACGAGCUUGCGGACACUGCUGGUGCCAGGUGUCGGGGACUAUGGCCCCAGUGGGGCCAGGACUGGCAAGGUCAUUGUCCAAGUCAGGAUAGAAGGGAGAUCAGCAGAGCUCCCUGGAACUCAGACCUUUGUCAUGGCACACACCCCACUCAAUUGGAGUGCCCCGGGGGCUCCCGUGAAGGCUUGGUCAGGCCAACAUGCUUCUUCUAGGGAACAAAGUCUGGCCAGCACACAAUCCAGGCCUUCGCUGGAUGACUCCUCCUGUAACCCCAAGAGUGUUUAUGAGAACUACCGACGCUGGCAACGCUUCAAGUCCCUGGCCUGGAGGCACCAUCCCCAAAGUCCCGAUACAGAGGCUCUUUCUUGCUUUCUCAUCCCAGUCCUGCAAUCCCUGGCCCAACUGAAGCCCACUAUGACCCUGGAGAAGGGACUGUGGCGGUCCAUGCAGGAUUGGCAGCACAAAGGCAACUUUGACCGGAUGAUCUUCUACGAGAUGGCAGGAAAGUUCAUGGAGUUUGAGGCAGAGGAGGAGUUACAGAUUCUAAAGUUGCAGCAGAGGAAUGCGUCCGUGUGCUUGCCACCUCCAGCUCUACGGAAUCUUGAACCUCCCAGGCCUUCAUCCGCUGUGGUUGACCAGCACCGAGGGUUCAUUCCAAAGAAGGGAGGUCCUAAGGCACAGCACCCCAAGCAGCAUCAACACAGAGUCCAGGACCCUUGGGAGCCCAAGUGACCCAAUGAGAUCCCUCCUAAAGCCGUGAACGAGUACGCUGAAAUCAUGGAAAGUCUCUUUGGAGCUGCCCAUUCAGCCACUGUAGAGCCAGAUGGAAAAUAUCAAGAAGAAAAUGAGCAACAGCAGGAAGAGAAUGGGAUAUACUCAGACCCGGGACUCCUGAGCUACACAGACAAGCUGUGUUCACAGGAAGCAUUUAUUACCAAGGUGGAAGCAGUUAUUCACCCUCAAUUUCUGGAAAUGUUACUAUCACCAGAAUCACAGGUAGAUCGCAUGUCCUUAAUGCAGGAGCUGGAGAAAGAAGAAGGACUGACUCUCACCCAGCUAGUAGAGAAGCGAUUGCUGGAAUUGAAAGGAAAAGUGGGUGUGGAAGCACCCCCAACUUAUGGUGUGCCACCCAUGGAGUCACUUUGUACAGAGUCUGGGACCAGUGAAGAUGCAGACAGCACAGAUAACCGUGGCAUCCAACUAGGGAUCACAUUCUGCACCAUGGAGUUCGGGGCACCUGGGGUGCAUCCCAACCCCCAUCUCCUGAGACACAUGGCCUGUGCCUCCCUCACGUUUGUCAGGUUCAUGGAGUUUGAGGCAGAGGAGGAGUUACAGAUUUAG